GCAGAAAGUUUCUGCCCUAAGAUAUUAUAAUCACCACCUCCCACCACUAUCCCUGAACAUCUCUCUCUAUAAAUAUCCACCAUAGUCCUACUAUUUUCAUCAUCCAAACGACAAUCCAUUUCCUCAAACUUCAAGGCAAUAGCAUCAACUACCUUUUUUUCACCUCUUCCUCUCCCUCCUCUAACCAGUCCAAAAAUCAGGCUCAAACACCAAAAAAAAGAGCUCAUUCUGUAACAAGAAGAAACUGUUUUUUAUCAAUCAAAUACCACUCCAAUUUUUCAAACUUCCAUGUCAAUGACAUCAACUUCCCUUUGUUCUCCAUUUCUUACUCUCUCUCCUCCUCCAAAAACUGGGUUCAAACACCCAAAAAGAGUUGCUUCUGCAACAAUUUCUGCAUCAAGAAGAGAAUCCCAUGAGCACAAUAAUGGAGGCAGGAUGGUUGAUGAGAACCUAAUCAUUCUCAGGAAGAGAAUCCACGAAAUGAAGAUGAUAGAAAGGAACUACGAGCCACCUUCGGACUGGAUGGAUUGGGAAAAGAGUUAUUAUGUGAGAUAUGAUUCAAUUAUCUGUGAAGCCAUGGGGUUUCUACAAUCACAGUUGAUGAACACAAGGCCAAGCUUGGCUUUGGGAAUGAUAGCAGUGAUUGCAUUGAGUUUGCCCACGUCCAUGGCUGUGGUUAUGGUUUAUUUGGCGGAGAGUAUGAAUUGAAUUAUUACGUGACAUUAUUAAUUAUUAAUAUAAUAUUACCAUUACACUAAAUAUUUCCUACCUAUCUACCCCUCUCAAUCUUAC
Ilex paraguariensis (yerba mate) is the source of this 792-nucleotide messenger RNA. The record is from the annotation of a GenBank genome assembly. Lineage: Eukaryota; Viridiplantae; Streptophyta; Magnoliopsida; Aquifoliales; Aquifoliaceae.